Enterobius vermicularis (human pinworm) is the source of this 1473-nucleotide messenger RNA. The record is from the annotation of a GenBank genome assembly. NCBI's taxonomy places the organism in Eukaryota, Metazoa, Nematoda, Chromadorea, Rhabditida, Oxyuridae.
AUGGAUGAUAAUUUGUCUAAGAAAACAGCAAGUGAGAUAGAAGAUAAGCCGGAAGCCAAGUCUAAUGAAAGACAGGAAGGCCUUGGAUGGGCUGUUACAGCGUUUUUCAUCGUUGCAGAUUUGGUCGGUGGUGGGGUAGUGGCUAUGCCAGUAGCCUUUAUCAAAGCAGGUUUGGAAGUUGGAAUUGUUUUUAUGGUGGCAAUAUGCUUGUUCUUUGCCUACACUGCAAAACAAUUAGGCGAAAAUUGGAUAAUUAUGCAAGAACGAUGGCCAAUUUACAAGCAACACUGCAGAAAACCUUUUCCAGAAAUGGCGUUACGUAGCAUGGGCAAGGGAAUGAGGAUAGUAACCUACAUAUGUGUUUAUUUUACACAGUAUGGGACAACAGUGGUUUAUGUGUUAUUGUCUUCACGUAUAAUCCACAAUUUCAUUGCAUUCUUUGGAGCAAAUAUUCCAUUUUGUUGGAUGUUGUUUAUUGUAUCAAUCUGCAUACUUCCAGUAACCUUUCUAAAAUCUCCUGCUGAUUUUUGGAUAGUAGUAGUGAUUGCAAUGCUUUGUACAAUUGGUGCUGUUAUUCUGCUUUUGAUUGCUGUUGGAAUUGAUGCCAAGGAUUGUCACGCUGAUGUCUAUUAUCCAUCGUUUAAAUUUCUUGAUGCACUGUUAAGUCUUGGAACCUUUAUGUUUGCCUUCAAUGGUCACAUGGUUUUCCCAACAAUACAGCACGAUAUGUAUGAACCAAAGGAUUUCUUUAAGUCUGUCGUUCUCGGUUUCACUAUGGUGUCAGUGCUGUAUAUGCCGCUAUCAGUAGCUGGUUAUGUUGUUUUUGGUAACAGUAUGGAUGACUCAAUUAUUGAUUCUGUACAGAUUCCAUGGAUACGUUACACAGCUGACUUGGCCAUUGCUUUACACUGUAUACUGACGUUGAUUAUUACAAUUAAUCCAAUAAAUCAACAACUUGAAAAUAUUUUUAAGAUACCACAUAAAUUUUGUGUUCAGAGAGUAAUAAUUCGAACUUUGGUAUUAAUAAGUGUUUUGUUCAUUGCACUGACAAUACCGGAUUUUUCGCCUGUGAUGAAUCUCUUUGGCAGUACAACAAUACCAAUGUGCUGUGUAAUUUUGCCAAGUUUGUUCAAUCUAUGGUUUAAUGCUGCAACCUAUGACGAAGAUCGCAAAGACUAUGCUCGGCCAACAAUUAAGGGGUUUGUCAUUGACUACUGCAGCAGCUACAAUCUUUUGCCAUUUUACUUGAACCGGUUAAAAACUGUUACUAUUGUCGGCGCUGUUGUGGCUUUUUAUAUGGCCGUCAAAGAUUUUGCAACUGUCAAAUUUACACCGCCCUGUUAUGUACAACCAUUUGUACAUACCAAAAGCGAUAAAUUCAAUGCUAAAGAAGUGAACUGUUGUGGCCGCUAUGGUAAUCUUAGCGUUCACAGUGGUUCUACAUGUAAAGUUCGUGAUAUUGAAUUUAGUUGA